Messenger RNA from Corythoichthys intestinalis (scribbled pipefish), 2738 nucleotides. Its product is annotated as transmembrane protein 233-like. The record is from RefSeq and is a predicted model, not a curated record. Gene Ontology annotation, cellular component: membrane. Lineage: Eukaryota; Metazoa; Chordata; Actinopteri; Syngnathiformes; Syngnathidae. The transcript is spliced from 3 exons. The coding region runs from base 68 to 415 and encodes 115 amino acids.
GGGCUGGAGUCAUCAACACAAGACUUGGAUAUGCAGAUUUGCAAGUUUUCUUCCUGUGAUUUAUUGAAUGGUGUUUGGUAAAAUGGCCUCGGGAGUACUUAACCAGCAUGUGACCGAGUCACUGAAUGACAGUAACUUUUGUGACGACAUUUCAACAGAGGAAAAGGAACCGCCACUUCAAAGUUACCUUAUUCUAACUAUGUUUACCUGUUUUUGUCCUGCUUAUCCUGUCAACAUUGUUGCUUUGGUCUACUCUGUCAUGUCUAGGAACAGCUAUUAUAAUGGUGACUAUGAUGGCUCAAGGCGAUUGGGCAAGAAUGCUCUCUAUGUCGCCAUUGCUUCCAUUUUCAUUGGCCUACUCGUCAUCGCUAUCAUCUGUAUUGUGCAUUUCACCACUAUAAAUCAUAUGGUCUGAGUGAAUAAUGAAGAGGGACUUUUCGAGAUACUCGAACAGGACAUGCCAAACUGGUGAUUGUGGGAUGACCUCAGCAAAGGUUAAAAAGAACUGAUGGUAUUAAAUUACUGUUUAGUUUUAUUAGCUCUGAAUCUCUCAAACCUGACCUGUAGGUUUCUCUGAGUAAAAGUUUUAUGUUGUCGAAUUAAUUACACUACCUGUUUAUAAACAUUAGUAAUACUUUGAAGCUGAGCAACAAAGCUUGCAAAUUAAUGCAAGAGUCCACAAAUCCAUGUUUUACAUAUUUUGCCGUGGCCAAAUAUUAUUAAGACAUUGCCUGCUUGGAGUAUAUUAUCCAGAAUAUCAUGCUUAUCAAUUAAAAACACAUUUUUUGAUUGCAUAAUAAAUUUAUAUAUGUGCAUGCACUAUAAGAUGUUUUGUGAGACUGUACUAUGAUUAAAAAGGAAAGCACUUCACCUUUUGUUUAAAAUGUUGAUAGCAUUCAAUUAUGACGAUAAGGUAGUUUACAUACGGCAUAUAUUUACUGUAUAUAAACAGUAUAUAUACUGUAUAUCUGUAAAUAUAAAUGAGUGGGUGUGCGUGUGUGUAUGGUUGCCAAACAUCCCUUGAAAAGUGGAAUGAUCCCGUAUUCAGAAGCAAAAGUACGUGUUCCGUAUUGAGCUUAUAAGGGACGUGCUUUGUCCCGCAUUAUCAGGAAAAUCGAAAAUAAUGUUUUACUUGUAGAACGAACCAGUGCUGGUAUGGUGCUUUUAAAGGGAUCCACGGAUAAAAAGACUUGUAUUUCUUAAAAGAUAACAUUAUUAUGAGUUAAAAUAAUUUGAUAUUAAAACCUCUCCUGGUGUUUUCGUUCUUAUACACUUUGUAAAAUUAGUAUAACUAGUAGGUCGCCAUUGUUGUUGACGUCGCAUGGCGGUGACGCCACUGGGUUACGCUGCCGGGCUUCAAGAGUAUGACUCUAGCGACAUAAACAUGUCAUCUGUUCAACCCUUUCAAUCUGAACCCAAGAGGAACAUUAAUGAGCAUGAUAGCACUGUCGAUAUUUCACAAAACGAGCAGCAAAAGCAGAAUGAACAGGAAAGACGAUAUUGUGUUACACCGGCGAUAUGUGCUACAAGAGGCGAAUUUGACACCCAAAGUUCCACCGUGCGCUUUCAGCUUGUUUUGUUUAGAUCCUUACAGACAGAACAUAUUAAAGAUGCCUUAAGAAAAUACUUAAACGUAGUAAUACCAAAUAAGGGUGGUUUAAAUACGCUACGUGACUCAUGUGGUCAACAGAUCAACAAACUGCUUUAAAGCUACCACAAGAAAAUACAAUGCUUAAAAGUAUGAGAGGGAAACAUGCAAAACGUAUUUUGAGGCAAUGAAAAAGUAAUAAAAGACUCAAUAAAAACACAAAUAGUAAGUACUUGCUGCUUUUAACCGAUGUGCGCAUGCGUGCGCAAGCGCACUGCACUGGGCAUCGUGUAGGACGUCUCGCUGCGUUGGAAGGAAUUGCAGAACACCGGUAGUGUUCGUCUAGUGACAGUGACAAACUACGUCAGCACCCCGAGCGUCCAUUGCGUGCAUAAAACCUGGCACCCUCCGUAGUUCAAAACAUGUACUAAAUAUUAUAGACUUUUAAAUCGAUGGCAAUAUUUUAUGUGUUUCGAAUAACAUAUUUUCGUAAAAGAGAACAGUUGUGGCUUAUUAGAGCCUACAAGUCCUUUAAGUCUGAGGUUCCUUUUAAAGAAUAUGUAGGGGAACGCAUUCCCCCUCCUCUCCUGCUUUCUGACCAAUAAACUUACAGAAAAUGAUAAAUCCGCUCAUCUCAUUGGUCGAGGAGGUAGUCGCUUGCCACAAGAAAAACGGAAGACAACACAAGAGUGUGAGAGAUAAGAGGUUUGAGUGAAGCAUGACUAAAAAGCAUGUUCAAAAUGAUGAUCAUUUUGUUUUCUUGUUCUUCUCUGUGUACUUUAUUUUCAAUAAUUGUAUUAUAUUUUUGUGUUCUGUCAAUUUCAUUUGCAUUUCCACAUUAUAUUUGGAGUGAUCAUUUGUGAAACUGUUAUUGCUGAUGGGACUUUGAACGCACCUAAAUUGUUAAACUCUGGGCAAAACAUUUUUUUUUUUUUUUUUUGUAACGUUUGCACAUUUAAAAAAAGGAUUUGGGGGGAAAAAAGACAAAAAACACAAACAAAAAAGGCUCAGGACCUGAAGGGUUAAAUUAUACUUUUAAAUUUAGCGUGACAGAUUAAAUUUAGCAUGACAGAUGUUAAUUCUAGUAUUUUUUGUACUAAAAAUACUUUGCCGAUAAUCAUUUUUUCAUAUGCUCAUAUCACUAAAAUAU